UUUUUAGUAAAAUAAAAACCAAAUAAUAUCGGUUUUUCAAAAUUUAAAACCGAACCUAACCAAAUCCAACCAAAUAAUGGUUUUUUUAAUCGGUUUGGUUCGGAUUGCGGUUCGAUUUGGUUCUAUAACCAUAACCAUGAACAACCCUAAUCACUGUUGUUAACGAUGAAGGGUAUUUGUGGUCCCUUGGGAUAACAUGAAAAUAUUUUUUAUCCCAAAAUGUAACGAAAGGUAUAAGUGAUCUAUUUACAUAGUUUAGGGGAAAUUUUGACCAUUUUCCGAAAUAAUAAUGAUAUUUCUUCUACAAUGUGAUAAGUCUUGUGACAAACUUUUGGAUAUUUACUGACCUAUAUUCCGUAUUAGUGCAUUCAUUUGGAUUUGCUAGCCUUGGACAAUGUAAUCCUUUUUGGGCUAUGAUAGAGAAUUUAUGUUUGUUUUGAGGGUACAUUUUGUGCAAGAAGCUUAAACAAACAAAAUAAUCAAAAGAUAUUGUCAUUUUAUUAAGUAAAAUAGAUGAAGGGUUAUAUAUAUUUAUAUGUUUUUCCAUAUUCCAAGUCAUUUCUGGCCCUUUUCCGUUUUCUCUACAAACCAAACAACACCAAUCCAACCAUUCAUCCUCCUCCUUCUUCACCAAGCAAAUUCCAUAUUCAAGGCCAGCAAGAGAGUUGACGGCAAAAGAGAAGCAGAAACAAAUUCAAAAACCUCUUCUUUUCCAUGGGAAUGUCUUGAUUUAGAAGAAGAUAUUUAUAGUAAAUGGCAGCCAUUUCCACAUGCUUCUUCACAGUCACACCCACCAGGAUUCAAUCCAUCCUAUUCUCUCAAAAACCCUCCUCCCUUGUCCUAAAACCUUCACGAAUACACUCUUUUAAUUCUUGGAAUUUGAGCAAAAAUGGGGGUUUGAGGGAUAGGAGGAGUUCAGUUCAUUUAGUUAGGGCCAGUCUUGAUGUUGAGGUUAAGACUGGAGGGAUUGUGGAGAGUGAUAAGCUGCCGUCUGAUGUACGGAAGCGGGCUAUGGACGCUAUUGAUGUAUUGGGAAAGAGGGUUACAGUUGGGGAUGUUGCUAGUAAAGCUGGUCUACAGUUGAGUGAAGCUCAGAAAGCUUUGCAAGCUCUGGCUGCUGAUACAAAUGGCUUCUUGGAGGUGUCAGAUGAAGGUGAUGUCCUGUAUGUAUUUCCUAAGGAUUAUCGUUCAAAUCUCACAGCUAAAUCAUUUAGGAUGAAGAUUGAGCCUUUGCUGGAGAAAGCAAAGCUUGCAGGUGAAUACUUAGUGAGGGUUUCCUUUGGUACAACACUAAUUGCUUCGAUUGUCAUUGUCUAUACAACCAUAAUUGCUAUCCUCUCUAGUAGAAGUGAAGAAGACAAUCGGGGAAGACGAGGCAGAUCUUAUGACAGCGGUUUCUCAUUUUACUUCAGCCCAACCGAUUUAUUCUGGUAUUGGGAUCCAUACUAUUAUAGGAGACGACGAGUUCGCAAAGAAAGUGGUGGGAUGAACUUCAUUGAAUCUGUUUUCUCCUUUGUAUUUGGUGAUGGUGAUCCAAAUCAAGAGAUUGAAGAGGAGAGGUGGAAGUUGGUAGGGCAGUAUAUAUCAUCAAAUGGUGGCGUUGUUGCUGCUGAAGAACUUGCUCCUUUUCUUGAUGUGGAGACUCCUAAUAAAACGGAUGAUGAGUCAUACAUCCUUCCGGUGCUUUUGCGGUUUGAUGGUCAGCCAGAAGUAGAUGAGGAAGGAAAUAUCCUGUACCGAUUUCCAUCACUUCAGCGUACAGCUGCUCCACAAAGGAGUGGAAGGAAGGAGUAUGUAGGAAAAAGAUGGACUGACUGGGUUGGACAGGUUGAAAGAUUUCUUCAAGAGAAGAAGUGGCAAUUUAGUAAAACAAGCUCAUCGGAAAGGGCAUUGGUCAUUGGAUUGGGUGGGCUCAAUUUGUUUGGAGUCAUUGUUCUUGGUACCAUGUUGAAGAACAUGACAGUCAGUCCAAGUAGCUUCAUCUCAUUUGUGUCAGAGAUAUUUCCGUUACUUCAGAUUUAUGCUGGCUCAUUUUUCACCAUUCCCUUGAUCCGAUGGUUUCUUGUUCAAAAGAGAAAUGGUGAAAUUGAAAGAAGAAAUCGAUCCAGGGAACAAUAUGCACAAGCACUUGAACGACCCGAUGUCUCACUGCGGACGAAGCUUCUGAGUGCCCGGGAUAUGGCACAGAGAACUUUUAUUGGCCAGGAUCGAAUUGUUUACAGUACAGACAAGGACUUAUAUGAGCAAGAUUAUGAUGCACAACAAUGGGAGAAAAAAUUCCGAGAAAUUGAAAAGUCUGAAUAGAUGGUGUUAUUCAAAGGUAAUUUUGUUUUGUAAAGUCUCGAGUUCCAUACACACAGAGACUCCGAUAAAUUAUACCUUUCAUUGCCUCUAGCCACGACAUAAGGCAGGCAAAGCUGCAAGUCCACCAACUGUUAGCCAUUGUGUAUACUCAAUUUGCUGAUAAGAAUUGGAGCAUGUCAAACAGUAGAUUUUGAUGUAAUCAGCAACAUUAAUCCAGGCUUAAGAACUACAAGAUUCAAAGUCUAGUUCAUUAAGAAUGUACUUGAUAUGACAAUCGAUCUGCUACAAAUGCCAGGCUUUUAUAGCAAAAUUAGCCUCGUUGUGACAUAUUUAGUCAGUUAAGAUGUUACUGUGUAUUUUGAAUUUGGAAACAUUUUUUCGAGCACAAUUAUUUGAAUAUUUUCUGAAGAGCA
Messenger RNA from Solanum tuberosum (potato), 2717 nucleotides. RefSeq lists its product as uncharacterized. The coding region runs from base 754 to 2304 and encodes 516 amino acids. The record is from RefSeq and is a predicted model, not a curated record. The transcript is spliced from 13 exons. NCBI's taxonomy places the organism in Eukaryota, Viridiplantae, Streptophyta, Magnoliopsida, Solanales, Solanaceae. Gene Ontology annotation, cellular component: chloroplast envelope.